Messenger RNA from Malassezia vespertilionis, 1449 nucleotides. RefSeq lists its product as uncharacterized. Gene Ontology annotation, biological process: negative regulation of transcription by RNA polymerase III. The transcript has a single exon. Lineage: Eukaryota; Fungi; Basidiomycota; Malasseziomycetes; Malasseziales; Malasseziaceae. The record is from RefSeq and is a predicted model, not a curated record. The coding region runs from base 1 to 1449 and encodes 482 amino acids. Gene Ontology annotation, cellular component: nucleus. Gene Ontology annotation, molecular function: RNA polymerase III core binding.
AUGAAGUACCUCGAGUACCCCGAGCUGGAAGUGCUCUCGCGCGCACUGACGUUCGAGAUGGCAGAGUGCAAAGUAUUCACACGCUUGGAAGCGUAUUCGUGCAAAGCGGUAAAUAAAGAGAAGCGGCUGUUUAAAUCACUCGAGUCGUCCUACCUGCUCUCGGCCUCUACAUCGCCGUCCGCGUACCUCGACGAGGCGCUCGCAUCCCCGUUUGGGCGACUUGAUCAGCCGGCCGCACGCAAGACCUUGUUUCUUCUCAUUGCCACGCUGAACGGUGCAUUUCCCGACCAUGAUUUCAGCGACGUGAACCCCACGGAUUUUACGCGCGAGUCGAGUCCCGACAUGGUCCUCAAUAGCUUGGCAUCGACAUUACAGAGCCUGCGAAGUGGAACUGGGUCGCCGCACAGUUUUGGGUCGUUCAAUAGUGCGCUGGAGGAGUCUGUCCUGCUCGCACGCUCCCCGAUCCACGCGGCUGCUACGCUCGGCGCAUAUACAAGCACAGGCACCGCGCGAUCGACCAAUGCGACAAUGAGCGUCGUGCUUGACGAGAUCAUAAAUAUUGCCGAGUGUGAGGUGUACUCGUUCCACCCCGAUAUGGACUCGGAUCCACACGCGAGUGCGGAGCCCGACGAAGAGGGCCUUGAUGUUGCAGACGAUCCGUACAACGAGGGCGACGAGGUGCACGCUCAGCGCACGCAUUCGGCAGACGAGGCACAGCUCACUGAUACGCCCAUGUUCGACGAGGAUGUAGAUGCGGGUGGAUUUGGCGGCGCAGACGCCAUGCACGCACCUACACAUCCACAAACCUCGCAGGAGCCGUCGCCCGCGCUGACGGUCGACGAAGACGAUUUGGGCGGCGCUGGCGCUGGGCUCUUGUGGUCUACGUUCGCAUUUUUUUAUAACCGACGCAUGAAACGCAUCCUGUUUGUGAGCGUGUGGAGUAGGAAGAACUCGGCGCACAACACAAUAUGGAGUCCUUCGUCGGGGCCGGUACGGUCCACGCCGCUCUCUGCAAUCAGGCCUUUGGACCUUGGCGCAGCGCAUACCAUUGCUCCGCAUGUGCGUGUUGAGCGCCCUGGCGAGCAUCUGCUGACGCCGACUGCCUCGCCACACAAGAUGCACGCCCGCCGCCGAUCCGAGGCUCGCCCCGCGCCGUAUGUCAUGACGCAGAUCCAACGUACUCGACGCGCCGCUCGUGGACGCUCCGCCUCAAAUUCACCCGCUCCUUCAGCCAUGUCCCCAUUUCCACACGCACAGGCGUCGGCCGCUCAGCCACACGAAGACAUGCCGUCGUUUGUGCACAGUACAAGUGCGCCGUCCACACAACGAUUUACGUUCGGCGCGUCGCCGCCGGCUGUGAAGCGUACGGGAGAGAUGCACGGUGGGCCGCUCGAUGCCGUGACGAAGCGCUCGCGCGCCGCCAUGUUCCCGCACGACGCGCAGUCGUGA